Parastagonospora nodorum SN15 is the source of this 2364-nucleotide messenger RNA. RefSeq lists its product as hypothetical. Gene Ontology annotation, cellular component: nucleus. Bases 1 to 2364 code for a protein of 787 amino acids. The record is from RefSeq and is a predicted model, not a curated record. Gene Ontology annotation, biological process: mitotic DNA replication termination; site-specific DNA replication termination at RTS1 barrier. NCBI's taxonomy places the organism in Eukaryota, Fungi, Ascomycota, Dothideomycetes, Pleosporales, Phaeosphaeriaceae. The transcript is spliced from 3 exons.
AUGGAUAUGGACGCUCUUUGGGGCAUUGCAGCCAAAAUACCCGAAAAGGGUCCUCAAGCUGCAAAUCCGGUGACAUACCUUACCAUAAUCAAUGCGGUUCGACAGAAUCUGUUGUUGAAUCCACCAAAAGACGAGACGGCAGAUGAGAUUGCAGUACGGCGGGAACGCGGCAUCCUGGAAGCACGGCGAAUGUGGGAAGGCAUUGUCACCCGAUGGAGAAACGCAGAACUGAAGAUAGAUGAGGAGCUUGUUUGCGCGAUGGCGAGACUGCUGCUCAUUGGGAGCCGGCCGCGAGAUUGGGACGACGUGCUCUCUCUCGUUGAGCAGACUAUGGACAUACCACGACUUGUACCCCAACUGGGCACGGCUGAGCACAAAAAGGCUGGGCUUGCAGGUAUACGCGCUCCAAGUACCCCAGCGCACCUACGAGACGACCAAGAGCUUCUAGCCCCCGGCGAGAGUCCUUCUCGAGGCGACGAGUUCCUCGCUUUGACCCCACAUGCUGUCGCGCGUGCAGUAUCCAGUCCGCUGACAUACGCGCGGCCGGGCAACAACACGCUAUCGGUGAUACAGGAAGCCUGCCAGAAGCUUGUGUCGAACAAAGCGGCGCAAGAGUACUGGGAUCUGCUGACCGAUCCGACAACUUACGACAUUGCACCUGAUCUCAACAACCUCCACACGCGUUUGCGCAACCUGCGCCAAAACCGAGCUUCGGCGGCUGUAGUCGCUGUUCUGAGAGAUGAUAUGCUCGCCAAAGACGUAAUACCAAAGCCAGGCACAUUUAGAAUUGCAAUGAGCACCUGCAUUCGCGACAAGAACAACCACAAUUCGCUUAGAAAUGCUGGCGAGAUACUGCAGAUCAUGCUCAAGACGCUGGCAGACGUGGAUUCUAAGGCUGCGGGAUUAUACGCUGAGCUUGCGGUAACCCAUCCCCUCGCCAAGGGUGAAGACCUUGUGGAUGCUCUGACGCUUUUGAAUCCGAUUCUAAGGAAUCUACGCUUGCAACUUGGUGUUGGCGGGGCCCGGCCAGGAAAUCGUGUUGGUGCAACAUAUCUCCGAGGUGAAGAGCGACAAGAUGCCAUUGGCGCGUUGCGGAAAAUCUAUGCAGUAUACGACAGGUUACUGGAGUCGAAUAUGCUAGAGGAAAGUAAGCAGAAGCCUUUUAAGGAAGCAAGAGCAAGGCUAUCAAGCUUCAUCCAGAGAUUGAUGUUUAAAGAACUGGGUGGAAAGCCGCGUCCGAGGGUUUCGAAGGCGAAUGAGGAGGAUGUUGAAGCGUCUGUUGAUGAUGUGGAUCCUCACGCCUAUUUGAAGUACGAAGAAGAGGCCCUUGAUCAGAGAGAUGAGAAGGACAGCUCAAGGAAACAAAGAGCAAAGCCAGCGGCGAGGGGGUACUGGUUGGACGCAAGAGUCCAACUACAACAACCCGCAAAUAUGGGUAACGACGGCGGCUCAAUCCCCAAGCGUAGCGAACUCGUCAAAGAAGCCGCAAAGGCCCUGACCUCCGCGCAACUCAAAGAGGCGCAAAACGAACAGCAAGAGUACGGCUGGACCACCGACCCGCUCACGCGCAAACCCCUCGCCGCACCCGUCGUCAGCGAUGCCGCCGGCGUGCUCUACAAUAAAGACUCCAUCAUCGAGUACCUGCUCAAAGAAGACGGGCCUGAGAAGACGGAAAUGGGCAAAGUCGCGGGCGUAAAGGGCACGGUGGAAGGUGGGUUUGUCGAGCUGGGCAAUUUUGGCGAGCGCGUCAAGGGCCUGAAGGACGUUGUCGAGGUCAAGUUUGAAGUCGGCGAGGGCGAGAGGGAACUUGGUGGUAGGGGCGAGAAGUGGGUUUGUCCGAUUACGGGCAAGGAAUUGGGGCUGGGCGCGAAGGCAGUGUAUAUUGUUCCCUGUGGGCAUGCGUUUGUGGGGAGUGUGGUGAGGGAAGUCGCGGGGAGUGCGUGCUUGACGUGCAAUGAGGCGUAUGCGGAGAACGAUGUUAUACCCAUUCUACCUACUUUACCGACCGACAUCGCGCGCCUGAAUCUUCGAUUAAAGACGCUCAGAGAGAAGGGGCUCACACAUGCGCUGAAGAAGGCGCCGGGGAGCAAGAAGCGGAAGAAGGGCGCAGAUGGAGAAGAGAAGAAGAAAGCUUCGGACGAGGAGAAGGCGAAGAAGGCACAGUCAGUGGAUAAUGGCAUCAAGAAUGCGUCUACGGCGUCACUUACGCAGAAAGUUAUGAAAGAGCAGGAAGAGAGGAAUAAGAGGAGGAAGAUGGCGGAGAAUGCGAAUGUGAAGAGCUUGUUUAAUACAAGUGAUCACAAGCCCGAUAUGAAGAAGAGUGCGGAUUAUAUGACGAGAGGGUUCAGCAUUGGGAAGAAGUGA